Hemibagrus wyckioides is the source of this 2845-nucleotide messenger RNA. Its product is annotated as active breakpoint cluster region-related protein. Gene Ontology annotation, molecular function: GTPase activator activity; guanyl-nucleotide exchange factor activity. The record is from RefSeq and is a predicted model, not a curated record. The transcript has 22 exons. Gene Ontology annotation, biological process: positive regulation of GTPase activity; signal transduction. Lineage: Eukaryota; Metazoa; Chordata; Actinopteri; Siluriformes; Bagridae. Gene Ontology annotation, cellular component: membrane. Bases 138 to 2606 code for a protein of 822 amino acids.
AGAGAAACAGGAAGAACGGUUUAUAUGCUCCUUCCUUGACAGGAAUUAGUUUAGAGACAGACUGAUUUAAGUGGUUUUGGACGCGUUUUCUCUCAUUUCCCUACUGGCUCUGGUCUCUGCGCUGGUGCUGACUGCUGAUGGAGGUUUUUGAAGAGGCACUGCAGUAUCUCAUAUCCUCCGGUAUACCGGUGGAGGAAAAUGGAGCUGUGGAUUCAGAAUUCCCUCCGGAUGUGUUUGGGGAUGAGACCGACUGGCUUCCUAGCAUCACAGAGGAGGUGGCUGCAUUUCCAGACACACCAAUCUGUAAAAGCCCAGAAGAGAUGCUGGACAGGAGACUGCAGCUACUGAAAGAAAUUUUAAUCAGUGAAGAGACCUACCUGAAUGAGUUGAAAAUCCUGAUCAUGCCUCUGAAGGCUCUCAGGGCCUCAGCUAGUACAUCCCAGCCUGUGUUGUCCAUUGAGCAGGUCCAGACAGUGUUCUACCAGCUGCCAGAGCUCUUAGAUAUCCACACUGAGUUUCAUAGCAGCCUCAGAGCGAAACUAGAGUUAUAUUUAGAUCUGGAACCAGGCCUUCCUCUGAUUCAGCAGCAUGAGAACCUUGACCUGUCCGUGGGAGAUCUCUUCAUCAAAUUUGUGAGCCAGUUAGGAGUGUACCGAGGAUUUAUUGAUAAUUAUGAGAAUGCUGUAGAGAUAGUGAAGAAAUGCACCCAGUCAGACCCACGAUUCCGAACUAUUGCCCAGAGCAUGAAGUCCACAAAAGGAUCAGACAAUUCCAGAGCUAUGUAUACCUUUGAAGCUCUACUAUACAAGCCUCUAGACAGAGUGACUAAGACUACUCUUGUGCUGCAUGACUUACUGAAACACACUCCAGCUGAUCACCAUGACAGUGUGGUGCUACAGGAAGCGCUACGUGUCUCAAGCAGCUUCCUGUCUGGGGUUAAUGAGGGAUCACAGUGCAAGACCUCUGUCACUCUUAGCAGAGGAGAGCGACGGCAGCUUGUGCGAGAUGGAUUUGUGGUGGAGGUCUUUGAUGGUGGGCGGAGCCUCAGACACCUUUUUCUCUACACAGAUCUACUACUGUGUGUCAAGCUUAAGUGUGGAGCUAUGGGGAAACAGCCUUAUUACAGAUUUUGUUGGUAUAUGCCAAUAGCUGGACUCAGGAUGAACUGGGCAGCAGAGCAGGAAGCAUCAGCUGAACUUCAGCUUAAAAUCAGCAACAUGAGACUGAAGGUGUUCCACUUGAGGCGAGAAUUCUGGAAGUGCAUGAAAGAGAAGAAAGGGUCGGUUUCUCGUGCUGCUGAUCGCUGUAGGAGGAAGCUUGAAGCAUGUGAAAUUUGGCUUCUCACCCACAAACCUUCUUUUAUUUUAGAGCUACAUAGCCCCAGCAGCAAAAGUCACACCAUUCACUUACAUUCUCUGUAUGAGCUGGACGAGUGGAGAGAAGCAAUUAACAACCGCAAAGCAGAGGAGGUAGAGACAGUGCCACCAGACUUACUGUCCCUUACCAACUCUUGUGUCAAACUAAGAAUGACUCAACAGCUGCCCCUUUGCUGUCUUAAGCCUGACAAUGAAGAAAACAAUAUGUGUGGGAGUGUGUGCGUGAUUGUGCAUUCAGCUUGUGGGCUACAGCAGCCAGUCAGUGUCUAUGUGUGUGUAGAAGUUGAUGGCUUUGAGAUUUUUGAGAGAAGAGCUCAGACUUGUCUUUCAUCAUAUAGUCUGAUGCCACAGUGGGACCAGGAGCUGUUGCUGAAGGUGGAUGGAGCUCAGCACCUCUACCUGUUGUGUCUAUCUCAGUCAGAGGAGAAUAUUUUGGCUAGAACUAUGAUACAGUUAAAUCCUGCUGAUAUGCUAAAAAAGUGGAAGAAAAUGAAUGUGAAUUUGGGCUCCAUAGAGGUGACGCUGUCGAUCAAAUACUCACCCCAUCCGCUUGAGCCACCCAGCUCAGCCCCUCUCCAGCACCAGCCUGUAUUCUGUGUGCUUAUUGGAGACGUAGCAAGACAAGAGCGUGUGCUGGUUCCUCAUAUAGUACGUGCCUGUGUGGAUGAGGUUGAGAGGAGAGGAUUGGAAGAAGAGGGCAUUUACAGAAUCUCAGGAGCCAGCAAUGAGAUUCAGGCUCUAAAGCAAGCAUUUAACACCAAUUACUGGGAGGCUAUGAGUAAGGUGAGAAAUGUGGAUGUGAAUGUAGUGUCUGGAACGCUUAAGCUCUACUUGAGAGAACUGCCUGAGCCUCUUAUUCCUGCUGCAUAUUUUCAGAGGCUUUCUAAAGCAAUGGAUCUGACUGAUCCCAAUCUCAGAGAAAGCACAAUGUUGUCUGAGCUGCACUCGUUCCCUGACGUCAACCGCAAUACACUUCUCUUCCUCUUACAUCACCUUAAGCGGGUUGCAGUGAAGGAGGAACUGAAUAAAAUGUCUUUGAGUAAUCUGGCAACAGUGUUUGGCCCCACACUCAUGCGCCCCCCAGCGGCCACUCUAGAUCAGUGUGCACCACCAGUUGACAUCUCUCAAGAGGUUGAGGUUCAGGUCCACGUGAUUUACCUGUACCUCCAGAUUCCGAAACUUCCAGAAGCUCUUACUACACAACCACUGGAUACUGAGGAAGACCCAUGAAGAUUAAUUUAGUGCUGUGUGUUAUACAUACAUAGUAGGAGCAAACAUUAAGCAGAAUGUAUUCUUGUCAACAUUCACAAACAAUUUCAAUGAAAUGUAUACCAUGUAUAUUUGGCUUAUUUAUUUUAAAAACACCUUGUGUGUUGCCUACAUGAUAACACGAAACUUUUUGUAGUAAAAAAGAAACUGAUGAAUAAAGCUGUUAGAACACUUGCUUAGGUCAGAUUAUUGUCACUGGA